AUGCGCGCGACGCCAUUCAAGGAGAAGGAGACAUACGGGUUCAAACGUCUCACCCCAGAUGGCAAAUUUGUGUUUGUUUCGCAGGCCAAACAUGUAGUUCAAAACUUCCAACGAUUUUUUUUCAGAGUAAGAACCAACCACAUCUCCAGUACUUUCUUCGUAGUGUGGUUGAAAGAUCCGCGUUGGUCACGCCAUCAUUUUCGUAUAAACUGUUGAAUUAUUGCAGAAGAAAUUAAGAUCCCAUGGGCGGAGCUUGAAAAAGAGUUUGAUUGCAAGUUGGAAGGACUGACUCCUGAAGAGGAUCCGUACUAUGGAAUUUACUUUAAUAUCGAGACUGAAAAAGUGAGUCCCCGAUUUUGAAAGAAGUAGAUUCUGUGAGAAAAAAAAAAUCAAUUCGGAAAUAUAGUAUGAUUUCAAAAGACUUAUUGCUCCUUUAAAAUGGAAAAAAUUUUUUUAGUGGCUCUUGAAAUCCACGAAAGAAGGCUUGAUGGAUAGAGUAUCGAAGCACAUUAGAAGCCUCGAGCUUGAGUUCAAGGUAGUUUCCUUUCUAUUUUUCUCAUAAGCUUUUAACAAAAUUCUGUCAGAUUACGGCUCGCCUAGUCGAUGAAAAAUACUACGAGAUGUUCACUCCGAUUUGGUCCGGGGAAGAGUGAGUGACUCAAUGAUUUUUUUUUUUCGAAAUUAUCUUAAAAACUGGAAAUUUUUUCUUUUUAAAAUUGCUUUAUUUUCAAUCACUGAAAGUCCGUUUUUCAGUCGUUUCUCUCCACGUGACCAUUCUCUGGCCCUUGAGUCUGGUCGUCAGUCUAAUAAUGAUGAUGAGCAGGCAACAGCCACUGCGAGGUAUUGCUCAGAAAUAAUGUUGAAAGGAUAGCGAAUGAUUAUUGCAUUGAUCGAAUUUCUUGAAAGGAAAAAGAAGAAACUUCAGAGCAACCUGCGACUGUUCGUAUCGACGCCGUUUUGAAAUGCGCUUCAAAGAAGGUCUCGAAAGUCAUAAAUCUGCUUUCACCACUAAAGUUGCUCUCUCAAGGUGUUGCUGGGACCAAAGACCAUCCAAUCAGUCAGUUUUGUUUACUCCUGAUUUUUUUUUGUUUGAAUAAAUGUCUCUGGGAUUCAUUCUGGUAUGAAAUUCAAAAAUUUUUCAGUAAAUUCAUAAAAAAGAUUGACUUGAGCUUCUCCUUUAUGAUCAUUUUUGAUAAGAAACGUUUUUCAGUCAUCAAGUCGACCAAGUUCCUGGUUUAAACGCAGGCUCAGAUGCUCCUGAUGAACCUUCCAUGAUUUCGGCCAGGUAAUUUUCGAAACUGUAAACUGCAAAGUUGGGAUAGCAACUUUACAGCACAAACUUUUUUUUUCGAUGAAAGAAACACAAUAAAAUUUUGAAAACUUUCAGGUCCUCCGCACAGAAUCUCCCUCAACCCCGACUUGCUACUGUUUCCUGCCUUGUGAGAAAGGCCGAGAAGGAUUUAGGAAUCGACACUCGUCUUUGUCUCUGCGCUUGUGACGACUGCUACGAGAAAAAUUGGUGAGGGUUUAAGAAUCAAUGAUGCUAAAGAAAAUCAUUUCAGUCAGAUGAUAGUUAAAGAAGAGGGACCAUCAACGUCUGGACUCGGCGAAUUCGAUGAAAAGAAGCCUUUCUCAUUCGGUUACAGGUGAUUUUAAAAAUUCAACUAUAGUCUGUGUGCCACGACUUGAAAGUUUACCGAACGAUAUUCCGCUGCUCCGCUGCGUGCCUUUAACUGUCCAUUUUUCAAGUUAAGUUCACGCUUUCAAUUUAUUGUUAUUGCUGUGGGAGCACGGGAAAGUAAAGUACCUUAAUUUUAAAAAAAGCAUUAAAAGCGCGACCAAGAUUCGCAAAGGCGCGCGGCGGCACAGCGGAAUGUCGUUUGGUGAAAUUCCCAGUCGGGGUACACAGGCUAUAGAAAUAAUGAAGUCUGGGAAGCGUUGAAAGCUUUCGAUUAAUAAGAAACAAUUCGAAAAGAAUCCUAAUCUUCAGUGCGUCGUCGACACUUCUCAGCCAACCUUCUUACUGCUCUGAGCCCACGACUAACCUUCCUCGUCGCGAAAUCUCCGAACAGUGA
This is a messenger RNA of Caenorhabditis auriculariae, 2075 nucleotides long. The record is from the annotation of a GenBank genome assembly. NCBI's taxonomy places the organism in Eukaryota, Metazoa, Nematoda, Chromadorea, Rhabditida, Rhabditidae.